AUGGGCAUGAGGCAGUCCUUCCUCGUCACGCUGCUCCUGCAGUGCUUGGUUUUCAUCGACGGGGUGCGCACGGUUGUGGACACGUCUGAGGGUGCCGCGGCACGGAUUGCUGCCGCGGAUGCGCUUUCUUCGAGCUUGACCGUGCGUGAGCAAGAGAAUCCAUUGGUCAGCAUCCAUUUUGAGAUGGACCCCGCGGAGAUGCAGAAAAUGCUCGGCGACCGCCUGGAGCCGGACCUGUAUGAUGGUAAGGCGUUCAUCCAGGUAUCCGUCUUCUACAUCUCGAGUCUUUGGAUGAAGCUACCAGUAGUCUCGUUUACGCCAAGCAUGAUGUCGAGCUGGUGCAUGCGUAUUUCCGCUUAUGUGAAGAUGAAGGAGACCGAGGAGAAGGGUUAUGUGAUCCUGUCGGCGGAUUUCGAGGACUCGAUCUCUGGCAGCAUCAUGACGAACGGUUGCAAGAAGUCCCAGCUCGGAACCAAAUGUGGUACCGUGGCGGUGUAUGAGUUGAACUUGAACCAGACGGUUGAGAGUGACAGCAAGUUGUUCUCAGUGUUUCAGAAUGGGACGGAGAUCCUGCACGUCGACGCGACGUUGCAGCCUCUUUCCAACUUGCCCUUUUGGAACUGGGCCAACGAGCGGUACGCACGCUUCCGUUUGAGCGAGGACAAGAAGACCUUGGAACGUGGCGAGCAACCUCCGAAGCACAAGACCUUCAGUGGCAACUUCCAGGUACAGCCAGCCGACGCCAUCGACCCCAUGUGGUUCAAGGUCUUCCAGACCAAGUUUGCGGCGUAUGGUUGGGGAUACCUCGACGCCCCGAAACCAGAUCCCUGUGGGCAGGGCAGGUGUUUCUACUCAAAGGAGGCGGUCUUUGUGGACGAGGACGCCAAGAAGGUCUGA
Messenger RNA from Symbiodinium sp. CCMP2592, 897 nucleotides. Lineage: Eukaryota; Dinophyceae; Suessiales; Symbiodiniaceae. The record is from the annotation of a GenBank genome assembly.